CGGAUCUGCUUCACCAGCGCCGGGCGGAAGGGCACCAUCUUCGAGAGCUUCGAGGGCCGCGAGCCCGGCGAGGAAGAGGAGGAGGAGGACGAGGAGGAGGAGGAGGAGGAGGAGGAAGCGCGGCGCGGCGCGGUGGGCGGGGGGGGUCCGAUGCGCACCCACAGCCCCCUGGCCUGGUCACCCUACGGGCAGAUGCUGGCGGGCCGGGACGCGCCGUCGCCGAGGAGGGAUUACAGCAUCGACGAGAAGACGGACGCGCUGUUCAACGCCUUCGUGCGGCACGACCCGCAGUUCGACGAAUCCCCGCCGCGCGGAAAACAUCGCUCUCGCACGCACCUCCGCAAGCAAUGGCAGCACGCCAAGCAGUACAGCGACCCGGGGGUUCGGUACCCCGCGCUGGAACGGCACCGCACCCCGCUGCGUCGCGGGGACAGCGCCAACUCCCCGCUGGACGCCCGAUUCCACGGGCCGCUGCCCCGCAUCGUCAGCGCCGGGGACGAAGAGGCGGCCGAGGCGGAAUCCGGCGCCGCUCCGCUGCCCGAACCCGAGAUUCAAGUGAUCGUGGAGGAGCCCGGAGAGGAGCACCGGACGGGGCCCGAGCGCGGAGGCGGGGAGGAAUGCCUC
This is a messenger RNA of Meleagris gallopavo (turkey), 624 nucleotides long. NCBI's taxonomy places the organism in Eukaryota, Metazoa, Chordata, Aves, Galliformes, Phasianidae. The record is from RefSeq and is a predicted model, not a curated record.